GAAUGCCUCGGUAAAGGAGCGCGGUUCCUGAAGAAGAGAAAAACUGGACUAGUCGUCGGCGCCGUGUCGCGUUGCGAGUAUUGUCUGCCCUGUAAAUAAACCCCCCACCUGGUUGUAGCGUUAAACGACGGCGCAUACUUGACUGGAUUUUUCUCCUUUAGCUCCGACGACUCGCAGCCGCUCGGUGUGUGAUCCAGCCGUGGCGUAAACCAGCCGUUUAGAAUCGUGCAAACAACGAGCCGUUAGCCUUGGGUUAGCCGUUAGCAUUGGUUAGCCGUUAGCUGCGAUGUCGGGUGUUGUGCGCGGCCCCGCCGGGAACAACGACUGCAGAAUUUAUGUCGGAAACCUCCCCCCAGAUAUUCGCACAAAAGACGUGGAGGAUGUAUUCUACAAAUACGGUACGAUUCGAGACAUCGACCUGAAGAACCGGAGAGGGGGGCCGCCUUUCGCCUUCAUUGAGUUCGAAGACCCACGGGACGCCGAUGAUGCAGUGUAUGGCCGUGAUGGCUACGACUACGACGGCUACAGACUGCGUGUGGAGUUUCCCCGGAGUGGCAGGGGCUCCAGAGGCGGGUUUGGAGGGAUCGGUGGAGCACCCAGAGGAAGAUAUGGGCCACCAUCCAGACGCUCCGAGUACAGGGUCGUUGUCUCGGGGCUCCCUCAGAGCGGCAGCUGGCAGGACCUGAAGGACCACAUGCGUGAGGCGGGUGAUGUGUGCUACGCUGACGUUUACAGAGACGGAACCGGAGUUGUAGAAUUUGUGCGCAAAGAGGACAUGACCUAUGCCGUUCGAAAGCUGGACAACACCAAAUUCCGAUCACAUGAGGGAGAGACUGCUUACAUUCGUGUGAAAUUAGACGGUCCCCGCAGCCCAAGUUAUGGAAGAUCACGCUCUCGCAGUCGUGGCAGCCGGAGCAGGAGCCGCAGUCGCAGCGCCAGUCGCAGUCGAAGCAAUUCCCGUGGCCGUGGCAGAGGAUCGCCCCGCUACUCGCCGCGGCACAGCCGCUCUCGCUCCCGUUCCUAAACCUUUCUACCACCGAUGUUUCACCCUUUUGAUGUACAUCCUCCUGUUUUUACCUCUUAUGAGUUUCUCCAGAUGUCAGCUAUUGAUUUUUAAUUUUGGCAUUUCUUGUCCUGAUGUCCAUGUGGAUGAUCUUGGUAUGUAGAUGUAUCCCGCCCCCAUCCCUUCUUCGAACCUUUUCCCUCCCUCUCCAGCUGCUUUGUCCUUUUUGUUUUGUCCCUCUCUCCUCUUCUUUCUGUCCUCAAUUUUUGCAAAAGUAGAAUUUGUGCUGUGUUGGACUUCGAAAACGUUGAGCUGUCAUGAGGGACACUCAAUGUUUUUGCAAGUAUUGAAGAUUGACAUUUUGUUCUUGUUUCUAUUUUUUUUAAUAGUGUCUCUCUUUGGAAAUGUGGGGUGGGCUGUUUAAAAGGGGAGCCCAAUGCUUAACUGUAUUUUACCCUUGUGUCUUCCUUUAGACAUCUGAAGAGAAGGAUUAAAGUGAUUUGGAAUAAAA
Molecule: messenger RNA, 1514 nt
Organism: Mugil cephalus (flathead mullet)
Lineage: Eukaryota; Metazoa; Chordata; Actinopteri; Mugiliformes; Mugilidae
Gene: srsf1a
Product: serine and arginine rich splicing factor 1a
Exons: 4
Coding region: 287-1024 (245 amino acids)
Cellular component (GO): cytoplasm; nucleus; ribonucleoprotein complex
Molecular function (GO): mRNA binding
Source: RefSeq, a predicted model, not a curated record